Messenger RNA from Aegilops tauschii subsp. strangulata, 2020 nucleotides. RefSeq names its product SKP1-like protein 1. The record is from RefSeq and is a predicted model, not a curated record. Gene Ontology annotation, biological process: ubiquitin-dependent protein catabolic process. NCBI's taxonomy places the organism in Eukaryota, Viridiplantae, Streptophyta, Magnoliopsida, Poales, Poaceae.
UCGAUGGCGGCCGAGGAAGGCGAGAAGAAGAUGAUCACGCUCAAGAGCUCGGACGGUGAGGAAUUUCAGGUCGAGGAGGCGAUCGCCAUGGAGUCGCAGACCAUCCGCCACAUGAUCGAGGACGACUGCGCCGACAAUGGCAUCCCGCUUCCCAACGUCGACUCCAAGAUCCUCUCCAAGGUCAUUGAGUAUUGCAAGAAGCAUGUCCAGGCCAGCCCCAAACCGGCCAACUCUGGCGCCGCCGUCGACGCCAGCUCCUCCACCUCUACUGCAGUCGCCGCCUCCGCCGAGGACCUCAAGAGCUUUGACGCUGAGUUCAUCAAGGUCGACCAGAACACCCUCUUCGACCUCAUCCUGGCUGCAAACUACCUCAACAUCAAGGGAUUGCUCGACCUUACUUGCCAGACUGUUGCAGAUAUGAUCAAGGGGAAGACUCCGGAGGAGAUCCGUAAGACUUUCAACAUCAAGAAUGACUUCACACCCGAGGAGGAGGCUGAGAUCCGCAGGGAGAACCAGUGGGCUUUUGAGUAGAAAAAGAGUAGCACCUAGCUAGACACUGUUUCGUUGAAUUACUGCUUACUAUUUGUCUUUUUUUUAGACUUCAUAUUAUGCAAGAAGAAACCUAUCGUGGUACUUGUGAAACUGAAUUUUUAUUUGUCAAGUGGAUGUUUUGAUUGGUAACAUCAUCCUUAGCUUCUGAUUUAUGCGUGUGAUUUGAGAUAUUUUUGGCUAUCUUGAAAUAGCCUUAUUGUUUUUGAUUUUAUAUCUACAUAUUUGCUAAAGAUAUGUCGACAUGAUUUUCAUUUGGCUUCAAGUCAAAUUUAAUGACCGUUGGAUCGUUAACACGCAGCAGCAUCAUUUGUUCGUCGUGCGGUGCCGGCACGCGUUUUAGUUGACACUAUGCCCAGGAGCUGGAGUGAAGUUUUUGUGCGCUUUCUUUGUCUUUAGGGGUUGUUUGGAUAUGAAUGAUUAUAUUUGAGAUUUUAGAAAACCAGUUUGUGGAGGAUUUUUAGGAAAACCAGUCUUGGAUAGUUUUAUGUCACAACAAGUAUAUACUAUUCCUUGUUUGGUUCGGAAAAGACAAGGAAACGCAAUUAUACAGUCCAUUCAAUGGCAAUUUUUUUUUUCAUGGCAACGAGAGAGUGGUUGAAGGUGAUUUGGAGGAGUGAUUGGUGGUGGACAUGUUGGUUUAGUUCGAUUUUCUAGAUACAUGCUUGUUUCCCAUCAGUAGCCCUUCACAUUCGAUCCCCUCGAUGGAUAAUCAUAGGGAAAAAAGGAGUAAAUUUAAGUAUUGAUAAAAAAGGAACAAUUAGUGCUUAGUUGGCUAAGAAUUCAUUGAUUUACAAUUAUGUCCAUACACAUUAAGAAAAGGUCAUCAUGCUAUCAUUUAAGUGUUUGUUUACUGACGACGGAACUAAACAGAACACACUGUCUUCGCGUGAACAAAAGAAAAAAAGGGCUCACCAUGUUCUAUCUAUAUAUUCCUCGAACACAAGAAAACAAAAGAUGUAAGGGCAUCUUCAAAGUGGACCCUUAAAUCUUUACUAUAUGUCUGGACAACAGUGUCCAAACCACUUUUGCCAUCCAAUGAGGAUCUGUAUAUGUCUGCUUUGCUAUUCGGAGGUACAGAUUUCGGUAUCCUUGAGACAAACCUGGGGACUUUGCCGUAGCAAUCACGGGCAUGGUCCUCUAUUCUCUCUCCUCCUAACCACACGUGAUGGUCACUCUCUUCUCUUUUUUCUCCUAAUCGGACACCAAAAUACAAAUAUCUCAUCAUAUGCACGGUCCCGGCCUACUUAUUCUCCUUCUAAACGGAUACUUUGUGAUUAGCAUUGAAUGGUUCCCUUCCACAUCAUGUAUGUAGACCACGUCCAGACAUAAAAACGGACAUAUACCAAAGACAUUUGCGGAUCAGCUUUGGAGAUGCCCUAACCCAACAAGAAAAAAGGUUCGACGGACAUAUAAUAGGUACAUCUUCUUGCAAAAAAAAGAGACUGGUACAUUGAGCAGAAAAAAGAAA